Molecule: messenger RNA, 790 nt
Organism: Colias croceus (clouded yellow)
Lineage: Eukaryota; Metazoa; Arthropoda; Insecta; Lepidoptera; Pieridae
Gene: Obp2
Exons: 1
Coding region: 118-684 (188 amino acids)
Molecular function (GO): odorant binding
Source: RefSeq, a predicted model, not a curated record
ACGUCACUCCUUCAUUUAUUAACUAACAACCAAUUAACAAAAUAACUGUAACAAAAACAGUAAAACCAUGAGGUUUACUAGAGCGUGACGUUUACGUGAGAAUUCCGAUUGAAUAAUAUGGCUUCAUACUCAUUUGUUGUACUAUUUACGAUCUUACAUCUAUCUUUAUCCUUUCAACCUCUGAGCAAGGAACAACACAUCGAAAAAUUCAAUAAAAUUAGCGAAGAUGUCGAGCCGUUCAGGAGGAAUUUAACAGAAUGCGCGCAUCAAGUGAAAGCAUCGAUGGUUGACGUUGAAAACUUUUUAAAAAGGAUUCCCCAAUCUACAAUGCAGGGUAAGUGCUUUGUAGCAUGCAUUUUGAAGCGCAAUUCCAUAAUUGUAAAAAAUAAAGUCGUCAAGGAGAACCUUCUAGAAGCGAAUAAAGCCGUGUAUGGAGAAGACAGUGAAGUUAUGUCUAGAUUGAAAAUGGCUAUAGCGGAGUGUAGCGAUGUAGUUGAGGGGAUUUUUGAAAUUUGCGAAUACGCCUCUGUUUUUAACGACUGCAUGCAUAUGAAAAUGGAACAUGUGUUGGAUAAGGUCACAAUGGAAAGGCGUAUGGAGGCGCUUGGACAAAUGACAUCCGACCCUGAUAUUUGGACUGAGGAGGACGAUGAAAUGCUAAAGCUAGUUAAGGAUGAAUUAUAAUGCUACGGGACAAGGUUCCAUAGGUACCUAAUUAUAGAGGAAGAGAAUUGUAGAAAUUGAUUUAUUCUCAAUUAUAACUAAAUAAAUUUUUGGUGAUUAUUCCAUA